CAUGAAAUAGUAUCCAUUCGUUGUUUUCUUUGUUACAAUGGGUAAAGUAAUCCCCAUAGUCUAUCUCACAACAUUCUUAUUCCUAUUUGGAGAAAGUCUGCAACCAGCACCAAGAGCCGAACUCUACGAGCGAAUUCUAUGUCGCAAUCAUUACAGGAGUACGACCGACGUCAUUCAUGACUGCAAAAUCUCAGCAGUACAGCAGCAAUUAGCGCUUCUGGGUGGUCUUGAACGACUUUCCAAUUUCAUACCUUCAUUGUUCGCCAUCCCAUUUGCUGCGCUCGCCGAUAGAUAUGGCCAUUCUUUUAUCUUGUCUCUCGCCUUUUUCGGCAUUUUCCUCGAAGAGUUGUGGCCGAUGAUCGUCUGCUAUUUCCCGGACAUAUUCCCUAUUCGACUUAUUUGGCUGCACUUCAUCUUCAACAUCUUUGGCGGAGGCCAGACUAUGAUAUGGACGCUCCUCCAUGUGAUUGUCGCGGAUCACGUCGAUGCUACGACGCGAAGUACCAUUUUCUUCCGCAUACGUGCAGCUGGCACUGGGUCAGCUGUCAUUGGCUACGCCGCUUCAGGUGCGCUCAUGAAGAUUAGCAUAUGGCUACCUCUUAUCAUUGCCCUUACGUCGUUCCUUCUCGGUAUGGUCGCAAUGAUGUUUGUGCCAUCUCAACGUGUCGGCAAGUCGGACGACGCCGACAAUGAAAGUUGGCAAGACAGAAUCCGGUCUGCCAUCCAGUAUCCGAAAUUCGUGUUCUCAGUGCUGUCAGGCAACGCGAAGGUGAUGAUAAUCAUGGCCCUGGUGACCAUUGCGCAGCUCGGAUUCGAUUCACUGCCUUUGAUGCUAUCCAUCUAUGUCUCAAAGAAGUUCGAAUGGAGCUUUGCUAAUGCAAGCUUCCUGCAUUCUCUACAGAUGCUCGUUGAACUAACGACUUGCCUGACUAUCCUUCCCUUGAUAGCUAUGGGUCUUUCGAGAUACGGCGUAUCGCCCUUCUCUAAAGAUCUAUACAUUGCACAAGGCAGUGUUGCAGCUCUUGUGAUCGGCCUAUGGUGCCUAGGUCUUGCGCCUGUCAUAGGUUUAGCUGUUUUUGGAAUCGUCAUGGCCGGCCUUGGUACGGCCCAAGAGUCUGUCUUGCGAUCGAUGGUGACGGAUAUGGUCGAUCCCGAGGGGGUGAGCAUCGCCUACUCCGCCAUGACCAUGCUACGCACUAUCGGAGCGUCUGUCUCUGGCCCCAUCUAUGCCGGCUUGUAUGCCGCAGGGUUGGAUCAUGGAUGGUCUUGGUUGGGUCUUCCUUACUUGUUUGCAGGAGGGCUGUUCGCAUUGAUCUUUGUGGUGUUGCUUUUCUUCAAAGAUUCAUCGGCGUACCAACCUAUUCCGAAUGAAGAGGUAGUGGAUGAGGACGAUGCAUGAUCUGUUGAGAACAUUAUUUCUUUGGAGGUCUAGCUGUAUGGGUUUGACCUUGCCAUAUACUAAGGUUGCAUGCAUAAGCGUUUAUGUGCUGGAAGCGAGCAUCUUCAAGUAUUGUUGCAUUUGCAGCGAUGAAUUCUAACCAUCUAAAAACAAGAUGAGUGAUCUUUCAGCGCACAGCACUGAUUUGGUUAAGUAUAUAUACG
Molecule: messenger RNA, 1602 nt
Organism: Aaosphaeria arxii CBS 175.79
Lineage: Eukaryota; Fungi; Ascomycota; Dothideomycetes; Pleosporales
Product: MFS general substrate transporter
Exons: 3
Coding region: 38-1399 (453 amino acids)
Biological process (GO): transmembrane transport
Cellular component (GO): membrane
Molecular function (GO): transmembrane transporter activity
Source: RefSeq, a predicted model, not a curated record